Molecule: messenger RNA, 4099 nt
Organism: Lingula anatina
Lineage: Eukaryota; Metazoa; Brachiopoda; Lingulata; Lingulida; Lingulidae
Biological process (GO): RNA processing; adenosine to inosine editing
Cellular component (GO): cytoplasm; nucleolus
Molecular function (GO): double-stranded RNA adenosine deaminase activity; adenosine deaminase activity; tRNA-specific adenosine deaminase activity
Source: RefSeq, a predicted model, not a curated record
GCUUGUCUUGGAUUGUUUAAUGAUGGCAAAUGACGGACAAAUUCUUAACCUAUUUCAACAACGUGCAGGACAGGAUAUAAGUCCAACAGAUAUUUCAAAGGCUCUGAAGAUUACUCGAAAGGAAGUCAACCAGGUUUUAUACGGCAUGAAGCGUCGAAAUGUCUUGCAAAAAGUGUCAGAUCAGCCUCCCCUGUGGCGAAUGGAGGGAGGAAACCCAGAUACUUCCACUUUCGAUUCGUAUGUUGGUGGUCCCAUGCAAAGUGUUCGUUACCAUUGCCAUCAUGACCACAAACCUUACUCAAGACCAAAUUUAACUGAUCAGAUUUUUGAGGUCCUGAAGAAAAAUGGAUCAGCCAUGAAAACAAUAGACAUUGCAAGAGCUGUUGGAUUACAUUCUGCUAAGGAUGUCAAUAGUACAUUGUAUAGGAUGGAAAAGGAAGGACUUUUAAAGAAAGCAAAUGAUCAGCCUCCUUCUUGGAUGGUCUUGAGAAGUGGAGAGAAUGAAGGCACUUCUAAGCAUAGGCCUCAUCAUUCUGUCCCAGGUAUGUCUAGUUUUCAAAACAACCCUGAACUUGACUCAGUUUCAUAUCCACAACAUGAACUAAUGGGUGAAACAACUCCACCUGGUCCAGAUGAAAUUAGUGACACAUUAGAAGUGGAUACAGAUGAUUCUUCUGUUCCAGAGAGCUCUAGUGCUCAGCAUGGCUCACAGACCGAUCUUGCAAAUUUUGACAUGUCUGAUGCAGAACAAAACACUACACCAGAUUCCAAUAACAAGGCCAAUUUAGAGAUGCAGUCAAAUCCUCCGGGUGGCGGUGACUUUUCACUCUCCAAGCCGACCACAAGGACGGGGCCCCCACUGUCACCAGCUGAAUUGCUGAAAGGUGCCACUUUUGGAGACCCAAGGUACAGAAUGGCAGCAGUCUCUGGUGCCAGCUCAGCACCAGGUGCACCACCACCACCCUCUACCCUGAAUGUAUCUUAUGUGACUGACCCAACAUCUGGACAAAGUAGUUUUAUGAGAGAAAUUUCAAAGCAUCAAUCUCCACAGAUUCAGCCUCAAGAGCUUCAGAAAAACAUCCUGGAAUACGUAACAAGGCAACAAGCUCCUGUAAUUGCACUAGACAUUGCCAAGGGGAUUGGACUGUCAACUGCCAAGGAUGUCAAUCCCAUGCUCUACCAAUUGGAAAAACAAGGGCUGAUAACAAAAGUAGACCAGGCAUAUGGAUGUCCUAAAUGGGGAGUUGGUUCAGCUGGAAAAGAAGUGACACCACCAUUAUCCUUGACACCAUCUCCUGCACACUCACAGAUUCUCAAACCAUCCAAAUUUUCUCCAGAAUCACUACUUUUCUCUAGACCAAAUAUUCCUACAGCACCUAUGACAGCAAAAUAUCCUGGCACUGAGAAGGUAACAGGGCCCCCUCCUUCUCCAAUGGAUCUAAUCAGGCAGACCACCACUUGGGGAAAAGGUGCCAACCCUACUUUUACACCCAACACAUCAACCUCAGUGAAAACACCCGAUUCAAUAAACCUGGAUAAUCAAGCAAAGUUGUUAGCAGGAUUGAAUGUAAGGCCAUCUUCAGUUGAACAGCCUGCUGCCUUUGCUUUAUCAGAGCAACAGCCACAAAGUAGUUUUCCUUCUCUAAAUAGUGACUCGUUUGCAGCACUGAAUAAGAAUGCAGUCAGUGCCCUUAUGGAGUAUGCACAAUCAAGAAAGACCACUGCCACUAUAGAGGUGCUUGGACAAAGAGGACCACCCCACAAACCUCAGUUUGAAAUGGCUGCUUUUGUAGGCACAAGGCGGUUUCCAUCAGUGAUAGCCACCAAUAAAAAGGAUGGUAAAAAAGAUGCUGCUGACUUGGCUCUUAGGCAGCUGAUGGCAGAGGGAUCAUAUCAAGUGGCCAGUGCAACACCAGCUGUAGACAUAGUCCAACAGUUAACAAGUACCUCAUCCACACAUUUUGACAAGAUAGCAGCUUUGUCUCACCAGGCUUUUAACCUUAUUGCUGCCACUGUCACAGAGAAUAUGUCAGGGAAGAAAGUGCUGGCAGCUCUAGUCAUGAAGAAAGACCCUACAGAUACAGGGACAGUUGUUAGCCUUGGGACGGGUAACCGUUGUAUUACAGGCCCUAUGCUUAGUAUGGUUGGAGACACUGUCAAUGAUUCUCAUGCAGAAAUCAUAACAAGGAGAGGUUUUCUCAGGUUUUUAUACAAGCAUCUUGAAAACUAUUCACCCAAUUCCCCUGAUACCAUACUUGAAGUUUGUGAAGAGUCUGGAAAAAUGAAGAUCAAAGAUGGUAUCACUUUCCACUUGUAUAUAUCAACUGCUCCUUGUGGAGAUGGUGCUCUGUUUUCUCCAAGGGAUGCCACAGGCCAAGCUAAGGAGGAAGACAAUAUAAAAGAACAUACACCUACAUUCACCAAUCAGCUUCAGGGAGUGCUGAGGACCAAAGUAGAAGACGGAGAGGGCACGAUUCCCAUAGAACCAGGUUUCACAGGACUGACCUGGGAUGGGGUAAUGAGAGGAGAGAGGCUGAGGACUAUGUCAUGUAGUGAUAAACUCUGCAGGUGGAACAUACUGGGAAUGCAGGGGGCCCUGCUUAGUAACUUCCUUGAACCCAUCUACUUAAGUUCAUUGACACUAGGUUUACUGUAUGAUCAUGGUCACCUGUCCAGAGCCAUGUGUUGUCGCCUUGCCAAAGGAGAACCAGACUUGAAAGAGGUUCUCCCAGAAGGCUACAGACUUAACCAUCCCCAUUUGGGUCGAGUGACCAUGUACGAGGCUCCCAGAGAGACCCAGAAAACAAAGUCAGUGAGCAUCAAUUGGUGCUGUUUUGAUAGGAAGGCAGAAGUAACAGAUGGGACCAGGGGGAUGGUGGAAAUGGGAGGGAAGAUCAGUGUGUCACAGCUUUCCAAGGGUGAACUAUACAAGAGUUACAGGAAUGUAUGUGCCAAAUUUAAUCGCACGGACCUGCUACAGGCUGGCUCUUAUUAUGAAGCCAAGCAAAUGGCUGCACAGUUUCAGGAGUCCAAGCAGAUCAUGUAUCAGAAAUUUAAGAAAAACAAAUUUGGUACGUGGGUGAAAAAACCCCAAGAGGAAAAAAUGUUUACCUGAAAAUCAUCUGUUGAUAUUCUCAUACAUGGUGAUUUAUUUUCCAGUGAAUCGUGUGCUUUUGCAUUGGGUAGAAAACUAGGCUGCUGAUACAUUAAGUUUAUAACUAUGAAGAUAUGUUUUUAGUGGCAAAAUUGGAACUUUCCACAAAUCGUGUACUUUCUUUAACCUUGACCUGUUCAAUGAAAAUUAUUUUACAGAGGUUUUCAUGAAUAGUAUGAAUAUAUACUUGAAACUUAGACAAGUAUGUUAGUGGAACAGUAUUCCACAUCUCCUCAUGUUUUUGGUGUCUAUUUCUAAAUUUUACAUCUUUCUGCUGUUAGGGUCAGCUACACCCUAGUUUCAACGUUUUUAAAUAGUUGUUUAUUAUUUGUAAGUUAAAGGACAUACAAGAGUACAGAACUUGCAUAUGUACAAAUUUGGAGCAUGUCAAGUCAAGUCAUUUCUUGACAACUGAUGUUGAUUUCAACAUAUUAUCUUGCACCUUUCCUGCUCCACUUUAUUGGGUAGAUGUGAACUUCGACAAUGCUGAAGGAACAGAUUCAAUUGUGAGAUCUGUCUAUGGAGGGAUGUUCAGAAAUAUAAGAGUUUUAAGUUGCAAAGCAGUUUAUUAAACUUGAAGUCAUUAAGCUGCAAAGCAGUUUAGUUAAACUUGUAGUUAAAGAGGAUGAGGUGCUGCCAGUGAUAUUUACAUGUACUUUUUAGAAAGUAUUUUUCUUGUAACCAGAUAAAGACAGACAAAACAUCUUUUAACAAUAACUGGCAUUUACUUUUAAGUUAGUCUUUUAACACAUAAAAUGAGCAUCAAAUUACUGCUCAUGUUCAUAAAAGGUGAUUAUGUAAUUCAUACUUAAUUUUGAAUAGUAUGGAUUAACUAUGUCAGUCGUAAAUUUUAUUUUUAUUUGCUGAAUCCUUUGACCUGAUUUUUUCUUGGAGGAAGAUGCUUUGUGUUAAUAACAAAGAUGUUUUUGCGAAAUUUAACAAAGU